AUGGGUGUCGCAGCAGUAAUACGUGGAACAAACGAUGAGCAAAACCCAGGAAGAGACGAUUUUUCUGACCGCUACUGUUUCUCCGUUCGUUCCACGCCAUUUGAUGCGAUGUCCAAGGAAAUUUUACUCAGUUGUAGCAGUGUAUUGCUGCGCUCCAAUGAUCAGCGUCCUACGCCGGCAGCAGUUUCGCUGCAAUCGUCCGACUUAGCCCCGCCGACUCAAGUAUCCAACUGUGAACUUUUAUUUGUGCUGAUGAAGUUCGUUUUGUUUACCCGACAUAUAAUAAGCUGGGUCUAUCGAUACACCGAUGAAUUUCUCCGGCUAGAUUCAGCCUCCUUAGGGAAAAUACCGGCUGACAGAGAAAAACGAAAGGAAUGGAUACUGCGGCUCUUUCCUGUAUUCUAUGACGCCUUUGCGUUGAUCAACAAAGAGUUUGGUUUUGGACGAAGGUUUCGCGUCUGCGUGAGUUGGGAUGAAUGGAUGAUAAUGAAUACCAUCAAUUUGAUGCGUGGCAACUACAACUGUCAGGCUGAUGAAGCAAUCGUCCCUUUUUCACAAUACGAUGAAAAGGAGCUUUACGAAAGGGUGGGCAGAGGUCGAGGAAGAAUGUCCAGAACAAUACACAGAUUCAUGGAACUUUUCGGUGCAAGCAACACUCUCAGUCCCAGUAAGUUUGUAACUGGUUUUCGAUCAGCUGUUCUCUCAAGUCAGCUCACUUUUCAAGUUCCCUUAAGGAGGAGUCGAUUAGAAAUGCACCUCCUGAUCGGAUGA
This is a messenger RNA of Gongylonema pulchrum, 771 nucleotides long. The record is from the annotation of a GenBank genome assembly. NCBI's taxonomy places the organism in Eukaryota, Metazoa, Nematoda, Chromadorea, Rhabditida, Gongylonematidae.